This is a messenger RNA of Galendromus occidentalis (western predatory mite), 328 nucleotides long. RefSeq names its product cuticle protein 7. NCBI's taxonomy places the organism in Eukaryota, Metazoa, Arthropoda, Arachnida, Mesostigmata, Phytoseiidae. The coding region runs from base 38 to 277 and encodes 79 amino acids. The transcript has 2 exons. The record is from RefSeq and is a predicted model, not a curated record.
GAAGGAGUCGAAGAAUUUCCUUCUGUUACGUUAGACCAUGUUCGCCAAACUGUCCAUUGUUCUGUUGGCCGUCGUGAGUGCGGCCCUCGGUGGGGUGUUGAAGGAUUUCACCGGUGGCACGUACGAUUUGACCACUGGACAGUAUUCGUCAGCCAUUACCGGCCGCGUCUACAAUACUGCUCCGUACGGAUACGCAUCCCCCUACGUUCCAGCCUACGGGUACGCAGCUCCCUAUGCCCUCGCGAGCCCGUAUGUCUACGGAGGACUCUACCGCUGAACAUUGCCGAGAUGAGAGUCGGAAAGUCUCCAAUAAAUGUUGUGAACAAAA